AUGGCGGUGACCCUCAGUGCGAGGAGUGACUUACUCGAAGAAUGGAGACACAUCAUGUCUCGCUUCCUGGAUGUUAGUCCAUACCAUCAGCUAUCAACGCUCCAACGUGACCCUGACCUGGAACAUCGGGUCAAAGAGGCCACCCGAGGCUGGGACUUCGAAGAAUCAAUUCGCAAGCACAUCGUGACGGGGCUCAUCAUAGUGAUGACAUCCUAUAGACAUAUCACCGACAUCGAUAUUCGUGUUGCUAUCGUCCUGUUCGCCGCUCUCAAUAUCUAUGUGGAUGCCGAGCCGGGCGUCCUGGGCCAUUGGAAUCUUUCUCCUUUAUGCGAGGCCUCUCGAUAG
Molecule: messenger RNA, 345 nt
Organism: Laetiporus sulphureus 93-53
Lineage: Eukaryota; Fungi; Basidiomycota; Agaricomycetes; Polyporales; Laetiporaceae
Exons: 2
Coding region: 1-345 (114 amino acids)
Source: RefSeq, a predicted model, not a curated record